AAUUCUCAUCCAACAAAAAAAAAUGAACACUCAUCUUUUCAGAAAAUGGCAGCAAGAGCUCAACUCCCGCACGCAAUUCUCCGGCCAAUUUCCGGCGUAUCCCCAAUUUCUCGGCGACAUUUCACCAGAAUUACCUUCCCGUCAUCAUUUCCCAAACACCCAAUUCACAAAACCCAAAAAAAGCUGGAAAUUUCCAAGUGGGCAAUUAAGCUAAGUUUACAAGUAGAACAGAGUGAAAGCUCCCCAAAAUCAACGGUGGAUGUUCAACGAAUGGUUGAUUUCUUGUAUGAAGAUUUGCCUCAUUUGUUUGAUGAUCAAGGGAUUGAUCGGACGGCUUACGAUAAGCGUGUGAUGUUCAGGGAUCCCAUUACUAAGCAUGAUACUAUUUCUGGGUAUUUGUUGAAUAUUGUUCUUUUGAAGCAGCUCUUUAGGCCUGAUUUUCAGCUACAUUGGGCUAAGCAGACAGGGCCGUAUGAGAUAACUACAAGAUGGACUAUGGUGAUGACAUUUGUUCUUUUGCCGUGGAAACCAGAAUUGGUCUUCACCGGAACUUCAGUAAUGGGCAUUAACCCUGAAACAGGAAAAUUCUGUAGUCAUGUGGAUUACUGGGAUUCUAUAAAGGCGAAUGACUAUUUUUCGGUAGAAGGCUUAUGGGACGUGUUUAGACAGCUUCGGUUGUACAAGACACCAGACUUGGAAAAACCUGAAUAUCAGAUACUGAAAAGAGCUGCAGACUAUGAGGUAAGAAGGUAUUCCCCGUUUUUGGUUGUAGAAACUCAGGGUGACAAGCUUUCUGGAUCAACUGGCUUCAAUUCCGUUGCUGGUUACAUAUUUGGAAAGAACUCCAAAGAAGAGAAGAUACCUAUGACUACCCCUGUCUUCACUGAGACCAAUGAUGUUGGACAGUCGAAAGUGGCCAUUCAGAUAGUCCUUCCACAAGACAAAGACCUCGAAAGUUUGCCUGACCCUAAUCAAGACACGAUCAGCCUGAGGAAGGUAGAAGGAGGUAUUGCUGCAGUACUGAAAUUCAGCGGAAAACCUACAGAGGACAUUGUCAGACAAAAAGAAAAAGAACUUCGCGAUAGUCUAAUUAGGGAUGGCCUCGUACCAAGAAAAGGGUGCCUGUUUGCUCGCUACAAUGAUCCAGGCCGAACCUGGGAGUUCAUUAUGAGGAAUGAGGUGCUGAUAUGGCUUGAAGAUUUUAGUUUAGAGUAGAAAUACUUGAAAUUCAAGUUCUUGGAGUGGAACUUCUGUAUAUUGCCAUUUCCAUGUUUGUUCGAGGUUGCUUUCUGGAAGCUGAAACCCGGAAACUAUAUGGAUUGGCAAUGGUAGAUACACGAAAAAUGUGUACAUACAGUACUUCAUGAUAUUCUAGGCAAAAGGUGAUGCCAACAUGCCAUACAUAGAAUGUACGAAAACUUGACAUGCCUUCUUGCACGAUUGAACCCUAGUUUAUCAAUACAAGCAAGAAUAUCAAAUGAUUGGUCCUGAUCUUAAA
This is a messenger RNA of Spinacia oleracea (spinach), 1498 nucleotides long. RefSeq lists its product as uncharacterized. The transcript is spliced from 8 exons. NCBI's taxonomy places the organism in Eukaryota, Viridiplantae, Streptophyta, Magnoliopsida, Caryophyllales, Amaranthaceae. Bases 46 to 1215 code for a protein of 389 amino acids. The record is from RefSeq and is a predicted model, not a curated record.